Messenger RNA from Sitodiplosis mosellana (orange wheat blossom midge), 578 nucleotides. Its product is annotated as vitelline membrane protein 15a-2-like. The record is from RefSeq and is a predicted model, not a curated record. The transcript has 5 exons. Bases 1 to 408 code for a protein of 135 amino acids. NCBI's taxonomy places the organism in Eukaryota, Metazoa, Arthropoda, Insecta, Diptera, Cecidomyiidae.
AUGUUUUUUUCUAACGAAACCAUCAAUAUCAAUAAUAACAUUUUCACUUUUUUCGUUUUAUUUAUAGCUUACGCACCAAAACCAUCAUACAGCUCUGGCUAUAACUCACACGGUUACAAGCGAUCAGCACCAGCUUACCCAGCAGCCCCAGCCUACCCAGCAGCUGCAGCUUACGCACCACCAGCUGUUGUCUAUCCAAGCCCACCAAUGCCAUACACCUACCCAAGUCCACCACCAGCAGUGCCAUGCGGACAAAACUUGCUAGUUGGCUGCGCCCCAUCUGUUUCGACCGUUGGAUGCUCACCACCUCCACCAGCACCUUAUGCCCCAGCCCCAGCCCCAUACGCUGCUAAGCCUGCAUACGCUCCACCAGCCGCUGCCUACGCACCAGCUCCAGCAAAAUAUUGAUUGAACCCAACCAACUGACAGAACUGAUUUCGGCCAACACAAUGGAUCAUCGUUCAUCGUUUAAUGAAAUAAUACCAUAAUGUCAUAUCAAUUCUAUCAACCUGAACCCAUUUCGUAUCAAUCAAUAAAAAAAUUUAAAGCAUUGAAUUAAAAAAAAAAAACAAAGAAAA